AUGGAGCAAGCAAAGUGGGAAGAGGUUGUUUCUUCGUGGAUGAGUGGUAAAUCGUUUGAAUUGAGUACAGAGUGUGAGAAUGGGGUUGGUUUACCUAUUGAAAAGGCAAAAUGGCAAAUUACAGAUUUGGAAAACAUUUUGAUUCGUCAAAUGCAAUCACAAUUGAUUCUGAGUGUUGGUGUUCCUAAACGAGUGCAGGGCCCUACCUUUACAUAUUUGUUGAACUGUAAGCAGAUGCUUGUGGGUGAGAUAUUUGCAGAUAUGACAAAAAGGAAGGAAAAAUUCGAGAAGAAAACAGGUGUUAGCUUGGACAACUAUUACAGAUUGGCUGCGAGCGAAGUCGAGAAUGGGAAGAAAAGAAAAAAAAUGUCUGAGUCGAAUGGAAGCAACAAGGCCCUCGGGUGA
Molecule: messenger RNA, 405 nt
Organism: Paramuricea clavata
Lineage: Eukaryota; Metazoa; Cnidaria; Anthozoa; Malacalcyonacea; Plexauridae
Source: the annotation of a GenBank genome assembly